ACACACCCUUUGUUAUUUAUAUUAUUAAUGGUAACAUACACACAUCGUGAGGUCUUUAGGCAACUGAACAAGCACUUGUUGGAGAUUCAAUAUAUAUGAGCAAUUCUCAUGAAGGAUUGGUAGCAUGAGGAGAACAAACUGUUGUUGGGCCAUCCUUUCUUUCUUGGCUCUCCUUUGCAUUACCCAUGUCUUGUAUGCCACAGACACACUUACAGUUGGCCAGGUAAUGCAAGAUUGGGAAUUCUUGGAGUCUUCAGACAAGCGCUUUAAGUUGCUAUUCUUUAGCCCAGAGGGAUACUCGCGCUAUUUGGGAAUUCAAUAUAUGCAGAUGUUGAGCACGGUUGCAGGUAGAGUUCAAGGAAAGUUUGUUUGGGUUGCCAACCGUGGCAAUCCAUUAAGAGGAAAUUUAAGCAUCAGUCACAAUGGGAACCUGGUGCUGACAGACUAUAAUGGGAUCUCUAUCACCAUAAAUGAUGCACAACUUGCCUCGAGUGGUAACACAAGUGCAACUCUGCUCGAUACUGGCAACUUGAUUCUUACAGAAGGAUCACGCAUUGUGUGGCAGAGUUUUGAUUAUCCUUCUGAUACCUGGCUACCCGGCAUGAAAUUAGGGUUGUUUAAUGUGUCGAGCAGUGGACAACAACGAAACCAAUAUCUAACUUCAUGGGUGAGUGAGCAACUUGCCACUCUUGGGGCUUUUACUUUAGGUGUGGAUCCAAACAACACAAAGCAGCUAGUGAUUUGGAAAAGAGGGGUUAUUUACUGGCGUAGUGGAAUCUGGAAUGGGUACAACUUUAGUUUCUUUCCAGGUAUCAGAAAUUCUAAUGAAUUCAAUUUUAGCUACUUCUCGAAUGAGAACCAUAGCUAUUUUACUUUUAACAGGACUGAUUAUGAUUCUGGUUCUUGGAUUAGUAUAGACUCAUCUGGGGAAAUUCAAAUAUAUAAAAUGGGCCAAAAUUUUUUAUUUGGUCCAACAAAUUACUGUGAUGAUACCCAAGCGAAAUACAGGACUAAGGGGUGUGUAGCGCCUGAGCCAUCCAACUGCACGAUUGGAGAUGUGUUCAAUCAGACAAGUGGAUCAAUGAGUAUAUGGAGGUCAUUAGACAAUUACAGCUUAGGUAUUACUGACUGUGAGGAUAUUUGUAGAAGAGAUUGUUCUUGUACUGCCUAUGCUUCUACUCGGUCUGACGGCUCCGGGUGUCAGUUUUCUGAUGGUUACAAGUCUACCAAUUUGCAAGAUAUGUUUUACAUUCGAACGAGCACCAUGGCAAACAAUGAUGAUCCAAAUAUUGCACCCUCUUACCCUCCAAUGUACACGCCUCCGAAGCAUCCACAUAACUCCAAGAAGAGGUUAUUGUGGUUCACCAUCGUUGGUAUAGUACCUUUUUUGGUAGUUUUGUUACUGUGCUAUUUGUGGUGGAGAAAUCGCCAUAGAGGAGGAAAUAAUCGAAGAAGAAAAGACCAAAUAAGGCGAGGUAUAUCAGGAUUAAAAACAAGAACAAUUAUUGACAAAAUUCGAAAAGUGAAAAAGGAUCAUGAGUUGCCAUUGUUCACUCUUCAUAGCAUAGAAAUUGCUACAGAAUACUUCUCUGAUGCAAAUAAGAUCGGGCAAGGUGGUUUUGGGCCUGUUUACAAGGGUAAGUUAGUUAAUGGGCAAGAAAUUGCUGUGAAAAGACUUUCUAGAAGCUCCAAUCAAGGAUUAGAGGAGUUCGAGAAUGAGGUCAUAUUGAUAUCAAUGCUUCAACAUCGUAACCUUGUUAGACUUUUGGGUUGUUGCACUGAAGGAGACGAGAGGAUAUUAAUAUAUGAAUACUUACCAAACGGCAGCCUAGAUUCACUUCUUUUUGAUGUAACAAGGCAAUCUUUACUGGAUUGGAAAAUGCGUGUUUGCAUCAUUGAAGGAAUUGCUCAAGGACUUCAAUACCUCCAUAAGUACUCUAGAUUAAGAAUCAUUCAUAGAGAUUUGAAAACUAGCAAUAUUUUAUUAGAUAGUGAGAUGAAUCCAAAAAUAUCUGACUUUGGCACAGCUAGAAUUUUUGGAGAUAAUGAAUCUCAAGCAAACACCAAAAGAAUUGUUGGGACAUAUGGUUACAUGUCUCCAGAGUAUGCCUUGGACGGUCUAUUUUCCGUGAAGUCUGAUGUUUUUAGCUUUGGGGUCAUGAUGCUAGAGAUCAUAAGUGGGAAGAAGAACACAGGUUUCUAUCAACCCGACCGUGCUUUGAACUUGCUAGGAUAUGCAUGGGACUUGUGGAUAGAUGGAAGGGGUUUGGAGAUAAUGGAUCAUGCAUUAGUUGAAACAUGUUCAACAAGUGAGGUUUUCCGAUACAUUCAAGUUGGUCUUCUAUGUGUUCAAGAAAGUGCAGCAGAUAGACCAACUAUAUCAGAAGUUCUGUCUAUGCUUAGCAACGAAAUGAUUACUAUACCUACUCUUAAGAAACCUGCUUUCUCCGCAAUUGUUGGUAUAAACGAGGCCAAUGCACCUGAAAUUCCAAGACCUUGCUCUAUAAAUAAUGUCACAAUUUCAGAAAUAGAUGGUCGGUAACAAUUGUGCUUGCUGAAUAGGUAUUACCUUCUGAACAAAACUAUCAUUGUGAACUUUGACUGACCAUGCUUUCCUUAUAUUCUCAUAACUUGGCUCUAAUAGUUGUUGAAGAUGCAAUGAGUUGAGUAAAUAAUGUCAGGGUUAAUUUGGUACUUCUUAUUAUAGGUGAAUUUUACAAUA
This is a messenger RNA of Camellia sinensis, 2722 nucleotides long. RefSeq names its product G-type lectin S-receptor-like serine/threonine-protein kinase At1g67520. Lineage: Eukaryota; Viridiplantae; Streptophyta; Magnoliopsida; Ericales; Theaceae. Gene Ontology annotation, biological process: recognition of pollen; protein phosphorylation. Gene Ontology annotation, cellular component: plasma membrane. The record is from RefSeq and is a predicted model, not a curated record. Gene Ontology annotation, molecular function: protein serine/threonine kinase activity; ATP binding.